AUGUUCUUGUCAUGUCAGAACCCACGGGACGGCGGUAUUGAUACAUACCGUGUGACCGGUGUAUGUACAGGGCACACCACCAUCCAGAACGGGACGCUAGGGUUAUCUCAAUACGGACAGGGGACCAGCACCGACAUUACCCCGAACUCUAACGCGUACCGUACCGUACCGUACCGUGGUCUGCUGCCAGGCACCGGCUGCAGUGGGCCGCAUAUCAAGCAGUAUCAAGCAGCUUCAGACAAUUCUCUCCGCAGGGAGCACAAGAGAUGGGGAUGCCAUUGGGGAGGGAAACCAGCAGGUACAGAGUAA
Molecule: messenger RNA, 309 nt
Organism: Histoplasma capsulatum G186AR
Lineage: Eukaryota; Fungi; Ascomycota; Eurotiomycetes; Onygenales; Ajellomycetaceae
Exons: 1
Coding region: 1-309 (102 amino acids)
Source: RefSeq, a predicted model, not a curated record